Messenger RNA from Solanum verrucosum, 489 nucleotides. RefSeq lists its product as uncharacterized. The coding region runs from base 1 to 489 and encodes 162 amino acids. The record is from RefSeq and is a predicted model, not a curated record. Lineage: Eukaryota; Viridiplantae; Streptophyta; Magnoliopsida; Solanales; Solanaceae. The transcript is spliced from 2 exons.
AUGGAGGAUAGAGUUCAUCCAUAUGUGGAUAGAUUGGAUUUGUAUCUGGUUAGAGAUCGUACUAUUGCUUCUUUAAAUAAAGACAUGGAAAUAGCAAGGAUGCAAGAUUUUGCACAGAAAUUGGAGGAUCGAAAGCAAAAGAGUGAGAGCCGAGGUUCACGGACAACAGGAUAUCCAGAACAGGGCAGUACAAGCCAAUCAUUGACUCCUAGGCAGCCUUGUAAACAAUGUGGGAGGAGUCAUCUAGGUAUAUGUCGUAUUGGAACAGACGCCUCUUAUUGGUGUGGUAUGCCAGGGCAACUCAUGAUAAAUUGCCCUAAAAGGCGCAUGAGUGAUAUAGCACAACCUACUGGAUCAGCUGUUGCAUCGUUAUCAUCGAUGCCUCAUUUAGGUAGAGGUCUACGGGUUCCUACAGGUCCUGGUAGAGGUGUUAGAGGAGCAGCUAGUUCUAGAAGAGUCCAAAAUCGCACAUAUGCUCUAGGGAGUUGA